This is a messenger RNA of Impatiens glandulifera, 1225 nucleotides long. Its product is annotated as GEM-like protein 1. The transcript has 4 exons. NCBI's taxonomy places the organism in Eukaryota, Viridiplantae, Streptophyta, Magnoliopsida, Ericales, Balsaminaceae. The record is from RefSeq and is a predicted model, not a curated record. The coding region runs from base 131 to 1003 and encodes 290 amino acids.
CAUCUUGCAGCUACUAAAAAAGAUCUUCUUCAUAGUUCUUCCCCCAAAGAACAUUUAAUCCUUAAUCGAUCUUAUCCCGAUCUCGAUCUCGAUCUCGAUCUCAUCGACACCUAAAACAGUAGGAGAAGACAUGGACCAGAAUCCAAUUCAAACCGAUCAAUCACAGUCGACCAAAUCAACCGAUCAUCACCCACCUUCUUCUCACUCCGCCGAUUACGCUCCGUAUCCAACGCUCGAUCGCAACGAACUCGUUUCUCCUGCAGAAAAUUGGACUAGUGUUCCAGUCGCUUCCCCGCAUCCUCCAGCUUCCGUUGACCUUCCUUCUAUCAAUCCAAGGUCGUCAUCGCCACCACGAGGACCAGACGCAGUGCCGGAGAACUCUGCCACUACUAUGCCGUCGGAAUCUAACCCUUAUAUUACUCCUUCUCCGGUUCCGGCAUCUUCCAUGAAAAAUACAAUGGAUUCCGUCAAGGAAGUGCUGGGGAAAUGGGGAAAGAAGGCAACAGAAGCAACUAAGAAGGCUGAGGAUCUUGCUGAGAAUAUGUGGCAGCACCUGAAAACAGGUCCAAGUAUAGCUGAUGCUGCCUUAGGAAGGAUUGCUCAGGGAACAAAAGUCCUUGCCGAAGGAGGUUAUGAGAAGGUUUUCCGACAGUCCUUCGACACUGUUCCUGAAGAGCAACUCUUAAAGUCAUUUGCAUGCUACCUAUCAACAUCUGCUGGUCCUGUUAUGGGCGCAUUGUACUUAUCUACUGCAAAGCUGGCAUUCUGCAGUGAUGUCCCUCUAUCUUAUAAAGCUGGAGAAGAAACAAGUUGGAGUUACUACAAGGUGGUCAUACCAUUGCACCAACUUAAAGCUGUUAAUCCGACCUCAAGCAAAAUCAACCAAGCUGAAAAGUAUAUCCAGAUCAUAUCUGUGGACAAUCACGAGUUUUGGUUCAUGGGAUUUGUGCAAUACAACAAUGCGGUAAAUACUCUGAAGGGCGUUUUAGAAGCGCAUAGUUAAUCAUCCUGCUGUAUCGACUCUAAGUCUGUUCAAACUAUUGAUUUAUAAAUGAUUCUAUAGGUAUUUGUGUAACAUUAUGGUGUAUGGAAACAGGUUUAAUUGCUGUCCUAUCUUGAUUUCUGUAUUCUUAUUCAUUUUAUGUGAAUUAUCACUAUCUGUAAUUGGUGCAUUUUAUUUAUUGUCAACAUAUUUCCUUAUAUAUUUAAUAUAUUGAUUGUAUUC